AUGAAUGCAUCACCAGUCCUUAAUUCAACAUUCGACCUUACCACCGUAAUAUUCAUCUCCGCUUUAACAGUUCUCUCCGUUUUAUCUCUUUGUUUUAUUUUCCACCUUCGUUUCAAAUCCAAAUCCUUAACAUUUCUACAAAACUUCAAUUCUCUCUGGACCGUUAGAUUUCUUCUUGUGCUUUUCAUAUUCUUUUGGUCUAUCGUUGAACUUCUCCGGUUACCGUUUUUCCGGCGAAGAUAUUUGUAUCCAUUUUUACCCGCUCUUGGUACUUCUGAACAAACUCAUCUCUGCAAAAUCAGCGUUGUUCUUUCUCUUGGAUUUUUUGAACCAGCUUUUCUUGUAACUCUACUUUUCCUUCUAAACGCUUCGAUUACAAAGAAAACACCGAAGGAUUCUUGGGCGAUUACAUUCGUGCUUGUCACGUGUGUACCGCUUUUUAUUCUUCACGGUUUACUUGUUUACUUUAAUCCGUUGGAAAAUCAGAUUCCGAUACUUUUACGGCAACAUUCGGUGGUUCUAGAAGACGAAACGGUUCUUUGUGCUUUUCCGUUCUUAAACAGCGUCGUUUUCGCGGCGUUUGGUGCUGCGUAUUGUACUUGGUUUUUGUUCUCGUGUUGGAGGGUUUUAUCAUUGGUGAUUAAUAAAAAUCUUCGGAUUCGGAUCUACGCUUUAGGUACCGUUGUGCUUGUGGCUUUACCUCUUCAGGUUGUGUCGUUGGCUUUUACGGUUCUUUGGACACCGGAAGAUGAGAUUUACGGCGUCGUUUCGCUUGUUGUGUUUCUCGGUGCUUUCUGUUGUGCGGUUACCGGUGAGGGUAUUUUGGUAAUUAAGCCUAUUUCGGAUGCAUUGGAGGCUGGUAGUCACUGUGGUUGCAGUUGGAGCGGCUCACGUCGUCAAGAAUCAUUGCCGCCACCGCCGCCGAGGCCGGAGGAAACGAAGAUGGAGGAGAGAGAUGGUGACGUGGAUUUAGAGGAUGGUUUGUUGCGAGGGUAG
This is a messenger RNA of Trifolium pratense (red clover), 996 nucleotides long. RefSeq lists its product as uncharacterized. The transcript has a single exon. Bases 1 to 996 code for a protein of 331 amino acids. The record is from RefSeq and is a predicted model, not a curated record. NCBI's taxonomy places the organism in Eukaryota, Viridiplantae, Streptophyta, Magnoliopsida, Fabales, Fabaceae.